UCAGUGGUUCUUCUUUCACAAGGACUCAAUACAGACACACGCUGGAGAGAGGUCUGGGAUCAGGUGCCAUUGUACAACCUGGGAACUUAGAGUGAUAACAGCUUGCCAAGAGAAGGCACCGAAAGCAUCAGAUCCACUGACCUGGGGAUAUACAGCUUCACCAUCACCCAGCAACACUGGAAUAGAUCAAUUUACUAGAGUGGAUUUCAUGCAGGAGAAACACUGAUAGGUCACCUUUCAAGGUCAAGAUGCUGUUAGACGUCAAAUAUAUCUUUUGGAUAUGCACAACCUUCUAUGUUACAAAUGCAUUCCGUGCAGUUACAGUACAAAAAAGUCCUCCUGUGAAGGGUUCACUAUCUGGAAGAGUAACUCUGCCAUGCUUUUUUUCAACAAUGCCUACGUUACCACCAAGCUAUAAUAUAACAAAUGAAAUUCUGCGAAUUAAGUGGACAAAAAUUGAACAAAGUAGAGAUGGAAAGGAUCCAAAGGAAACAACCGUUCUAGUUGCCCAAAGUGGAGGUAUUAAAAUUGGCCAACAUUACAGAGGGAGAGUAUCUGUACAGAGUCAUCCUGAAGAUAUUGGAGAUGCCUCCUUAACCAUGGUUAAAUUGCGGGCCAGCGAUGCAGGAGUUUAUCGUUGUGAGGUCCUGUUUGGAAUUGAAGAUACUCAAGAUACCAUCUCCUUGGAUGUAUCUGGUGUUGUGUUUCACUACCGCGCAUCUACUGACAAGUACUCCUUGAAUUUUGAGGGUGCUCAGAAAGCUUGUUUGGACAAUGGCGCCAAGAUUGCGACUCCGGGACAACUGAGAGCUGCAUAUGAAGACGGAUUUGAACAAUGUGAUGCUGGCUGGUUGGCUGAUCAAACUGUUAGAUAUCCAAUCCGGAACCCAAGAGCUAACUGCUUUGGUGAUAAAAAGGCUAAAGAAGGGAUUCGGACCUAUGGACUACGCCCUACAGACGAGAAAUAUGAUGUAUACUGUUUUAUGGAUGAUAUACUUGGUGACUUGUUCCAUGUUCCAAAAAAACUGACAUUUGAAGAGGCUAAAGCAGAAUGUAAGAAUAGAGACGCAGUUCUUGCUACAGUCGGAGAUCUCUAUGCAGCAUGGAGGAGAGGUUUUGACCAGUGUGACUAUGGUUGGCUCGCUGAUGGAAGUGUUCGUUAUCCUGUGUCUGUGGCUAGACCCCAGUGUGGAGGUGGUUUGCUUGGGGUGAGGACCAAAUACCGCUUCAGUAACCAGACAUUCUUUCCACAACCACAAAACAAAUUUAAUGUCUACUGCGUUCAAGAUAAAAAGAAUAUAACGGAAUCUGUGCCUGUUAGACUGAUAAUACCAACAGAAGUUGCGACUCCAAGUGUCAUAAAGCAAUUGGAAAUCUUGCCUGUAAAACUUACACCAAAGCCUGUUUUACCCACCACUCCUCAGCCUGAAACACAAGCAGUUUCAAAGGAUAUAGAAGAAACUACAGCGGUGUUACCACACUUAUUAGUGCAAGAAGAAAGUACAGUAUCUGGUGUAACAACGUCAGAGCAAGAUGGAAUUCAGCAGUCGAUUGCUAUUACUUCAUUACCAAAAGAUAUUAUAGAGGAACUUUCACCAUCACAAACGCCCUUCAUAAGUAAAACUACCCCAGAUGAGGUUGCCAUACCUACUGAUCACCAAGCAGUGCCUUCUCAAGAGAUAGAAAAAGUAAGUGAAAGGACACCAGAAGUCUCUACCGAAUCCCCAGCAAAAACACUACCAUCAGAACAAGAAUUACUGGAAACGCAAAGUUCAAUUACUCUAAGAAAAGAGGAGUUGCAGCUAAGUUCUCAAUCACCAAGGGAAACGAUGGAAGCUAAAAGUGCAGAAAUUAUCCCCACAGUUAUAAUUUCACAAGACGUUACAAGUCCAAAAGAUGUUGUUGCCAUCACUUCAAUGGAUGGACUUUCUAGUGAACCAGAAGUGCUCAUUCCAUCUGAAGAAACUGUAAGAGAAAUAUUGACACAAAAAGUCCCCGAGACAGUUUCUGAAUCUGUAAAAAUUGAAGUGGUCACAGUUUUCAAAACUCUGCUGGAUGCGAGCAGCGUGACUGGCUCUGAUUCACAAGAUAGCACAUCCAUGAUAUAUCAUACUGACACAGCUGUGGAUAAAAGUACAGAAAUCGCAGAUCUAGAAGUUGUUACCUCAUCAAAGCAACUCUUAGAUGAAAGCACUGUAACUGUAAAAUUACUCACAGCUGCAGUUUCAGGUCCAGCAGUGACUGACAUUUCAGCUAGUGAAGUCGGGUCAACCGUGGGCCAGCAAGAUAUAAGAGUUAUAGAAGACACAACACAGGAAGUGGAUGAGUCAAUAGCAGCCACUAAACCAAUUACAUCAUCCAUAUCAGAUCAACCUGGAAUAUCAGAUGAUGGCAUUGAGAAAGUAUUGUCAUCCACCUCUGCCAUUCCUGCAAUAAUUUUGACACAAUCAUCAAUUACUGAAUCUAUUUAUCCAGCUGAUAAAACAGAGGGUUCUGGAAUGCUGACUGAGGAUAAAACAGAGAAAACUUUUACAUUACCGCCCAAAGAUUUUACAACACACGUAUCUUUUGACAAGACAUAUGGUGAUGCAACAGUGACUUCAGAAGGGAAAGAUGUACAUUUCGUACCAACUGAUAUACCAAGCACCGAGCAAUGGAGCAUUUCUGCAAAGGAAAUAGAAGAAGAAGAGACAACUGAAACAGUGCCAACACGCAUGCCUGGUACCGAUGAAGAUUCUGAACAAUUAUCAGAGGAAAUUGAAAAUAUCACUGCCAUGCCUACACCAUUGUCUACAGAUACCAAUCAGUUGAUUUUAACAUCUGAAGAGGACACACUGCCAAUGCCAGUUACAGAAGCCAGUUUUGUGGUUAGCACAAUAGUAGAUAAAGAAGCAGAUCUUGUUACUGAAGGAAGUGGCUUAGACCAAGAAGUGGAACUAAAGACAGUUGCUUCUGUUGCCCCAGAGAAACAUGAGGAAAGUUUAGUAUCAACAGAAAGCAAGCAGGAGACCACUUUGUCACCCACUGAAGGAAUCAUGCAACUAUCGUCUGAAACAACAAUUGCUCCUUUAAGUCAAGAGGAUGUAACGAGUUCUGAUGUUGAAAGUCCAGUUUUGUUCACGACAUCCACAAGUUCAGUAACUGAUGUGGAUACAGUUUACAUAAAAGAAGUAACUGGAAAAACUUUCACCACACCGCAAAGUAUCACAGAUAGGGAAACAUUGGAAACUGAAAAGAUUUCUACAGAAUUAGAGCCAGAAAGUGAGGGCUCUGCAGAUUUUGACUCAACAGAGACAACAAAAACUGAAGGAACUGUAGCCAGUGAGCAUUCUACAAGUGAAAUAUUACCAAGUGAACUGAAACCCACAGUCACAGAAUAUGUUCCAUUAUAUUCAUCUGAAAGUCCUGACACUCAUGUACCCACUGAGAGAGGGGAAACUGUUGCACUAAGUACUGAUGAAGCAAUAACCAUUUCCAAGGACAUAGUAAAACAGCACACAACAGUAACACCUCCUGUGAGAAAACCAGACUUAAUUGAUAUAGAGCAUGAAGAGGAGCCAAGUCAAUCAACUAUUGUAAUUGAUGAAUCUAUUUCACCCGUGAAAGUCACUACUGAACUUGACAUGACAAGUAAACCUGUAGAAGCAGAGAUUGAUUCAGAAUAUUUCACUAGUGGAACAUCUGAGGUACCACCAACAUCAUCCACCGAGUGUGAUGAUGCUAGUAAAAGUUCUGAACUAACAAAGGACUCAACUGAAGUAAGUGAAGGAGAACAUAGCCCAGAGAUUCCAUCACACAUUGACACCAUCAACCUAAUUGUUAUUGAGCUUAAUGACAACGAAACAGAAGACCAAGUGCAUAUUUUCAUUAAUGAAAUUGGUUUGCCAUUUGGUUCAUCAUCUGAGGAGACCAAUGACUGUGACAAUUCUACGGUUGUACCAACAUCCCCAUCAGUACAAUUCAUUAAUGGAAAGCAAGAGAUUACUAAUGAACCUAAAGAUCCCAAGGCAGAGGAAGCUAGGAGGGACCAGAUCGAGAGUGUUACACCUUCAGAAAAUGCAUCAGUCACUCAAAUAAGUGAAGUAACAGAGCAAGGCACAUCACAAACAGAAGCACCAGCUGAGGUCCAUUCAAUUCAGUCUAAUGAUACAAAACCACCAUUAGGAACAGAAGAGCCCUUAAGUGACAUUAAAAAACAAGAUCCAGAAUAUAGUGGUGAUUUAGAAAUCGUUGGUGAUGAAAAAAAAUCUACUAUAUCACCAACUCCUAGAGAUGUCAUAUCUACAUCACAAAAGCCAAGUGAAGCUCAGCCUAGAGAAACUAUUCCUUUAUUUACCAUUGAAUCUUCAGGAGAUGAUGACUCUGAUGAUAAACUAACAAGUGUUGUGCCAGCGUUUGUAACCAGCUUUACAGAAAGCCCUAAGCCAGCCAGUGAAACCUAUGGUGAUUUGGCAACACCCCCACGUCACCUAACACUUGCAAAUGACACAGAUGAAGGAAGCGAAACGCCACUUGGAGAACAUGAUACACUCAUAAGCGUUUCAACUCUGAGUACAUUUUUGAUUUCCGAAAUAUCUGGGCAGACGGAAACUGUACAAAUUCUUAGUUUUGAAACCACAAAGCAAACAUUUACAGAAAGUAAGGAUAUAACAACACAGGGCAGUGUUCUGCAAACAGCAUCAGAACCCUCACAGUUGAAGGAGAUCAGCCCACUUCCUGUUUCUACUGUGGAAGCACCCCUUGUUCACACAGAAUUUAUAAAAAAUGCAACAGAAUAUUUACCACAACCUCAAACAGCUCAUGAGAUUACUAUAGGUGAAUUUUUCACUCAAGAGAGUUCUGGGGAUUCUGAAAUUUCAACCCCUACAUCACAAGCUCAGCUGGAUCUAACCACAGAUUUGAAAGCUGAUGCCACCAAAGAACCAACCACUUCUUUCACAUCAGAGAGACCAAAGGAUGAAGAAAAAAUAACAAUUAUUGAUAAGUUUGAUGCACAUACUGCAGAGAUUAAAACAGAUAUUUUUCCUAUACAUACCUCACAGGAACCAGCAGUUGCUACUUCUUUUAAAUAUACAACAACAGAGAAAGUUGAUGCAUACAUUGCAACUGGAUCUGGUGAUGGUGAGCUAACUGGAGAAACUAUAACGGUAAGCCCAGUCAUUAGUUCUGAAUCCUCUACAGAAAAAACUGAAAUUGUCCAUUCAGCCUACAUUUCUCCAACAGUGGAACUCACAACUGAUGAAGAAAAAUCAUCUUCAGUAAAAACCUUUACAGUACCGAGCAUAUUAAAAGAUCAUACUUCAUAUAAACACUCUGAAACAAUGAGCACUUUUUCAUCUUUAAUAGAAGAGGGAUCUGGUGAUCUUGUUGCAAUCACAACACAAUACAGUGCUACAGAAUCUGCUACAGAAACACAACCAAAGCAGCUCACUAUUACUGAAGUGCAACCUACUGAUGAAGGCUCAGGAGAAGAACAGCACUUAGUUGACAAAUUGUUCGCUACAACACAUCGACCAAGUGAUGAAACCAAAGCAGACGAAAAUCUUUCUAGCACAAUUCUACCAUUCAAAGAACAAACAGAGAGUGAAAAAGAAAUAUCUGAAUUAAAAGCAACAGAUGAGAUCACAAUACAAUCUAUCAGUCCCACACAAUCUAUUACAGAAACCGCACCGCAAAAACUCACUAUUACCGAACUGGAACCAAGUAAAAGUUCAGGAAAUGAAGGUGAUUUGUUUACAUCAUUUUUAGCUACCACGCCUCAGCAAAGUGUUGAAACAAAAUCAGAAGAAGUAAUUUAUACAAGCACAAUUCUACCAAUAAUAGUGCAAACAGAGGGUACACAAGUAGAAAAAUCAGACAUAACACAAUCUGAGCUAAUAGCAACAGAUGUGAUCACAAUGUCUAUCAGUCCUACAGAACCAAGUACAGAAACAGAAUCACAGACACUCACUGCUACUGAACUACAAUCUUCCGAAGGAUCAGGGCAUGAAGAUGACUUACUUGAAAAAAAAUUUAUUACAACACCUAGUCCAAGUGUUGAAUCAAAAACAGAAAAACAAUUACUUACAAGCACAAUUCUACCGAUCUCAGAGCAAAGAGAGAGUGUGGAAGAAGUCACAUCUGAGUUAAAAGCAACAGUUGAGAUCACAAUGCCAUCUGUCAGUCCUGAAGAACCUGUUACAGAAACAGAUCCAAAGCAACUGACUAUAACUGAACUGCAACCUACUGAAGGAUCGGGAGACGACUCGAUUGGGUUUUUGGUUUCAACGCCUCAUCCAAGUGAUGAAUCACAAACAGAAAAAAGUCUGCUUGGUAGCACAAUUCAUCCAAUCACAGAACAAGCACAGGGUGUAGAAGAAGUAAAAUCAGAAAUAGCACAUACUGAACUUAAAGUAACAGAACUGAUCACAACUCAUUCUUUCAGUCCUACAGAAUCUGUUACAGAAACACAACCACAAAAGCUGAGUAUUACUGAACUGCCACUUGUUGAAGGAUCAGGAGAUGACGUGGUUGAGUUUUUGCCAACAACAACUCAUCCAAGUAUCGAAUCAAAAUCAGAAGAAAGUCUGUAUACAAGUACUGUGCAACCAAUCGCAGAGCAAACAGAGGGCACAGAAAUAGUUGAGGUAAAAGCAACAGAGGACCUCACAAUAAAACCUAGCACUUCUACAGAAUCUCUUACAGCAACUCCAUCUCAGAAAAUCCUUAUUACUGAAUUGCAACCAAUCGAAGGCUCAGGAACUGAAGAGGACAUAUUUGAAAAAGUUUUGGUUAUAACAUCUCAUCCAAGUAUUGAAAGUCUGUAUAUAAGUACUACUCAACCAAUCACAGAGCAAACAGAGGACACAGAACUUGAAACAUUUGAGCUAAAAGCAACAGAUGAAAUCACAAUAAAACCUACCAGUUCUAAAGAAUCUCUUACAGAAACUCCACCUCACAAAAUCACGAUUACUGAAUUGCAACCGAUCGAAGGUUCAGGAACUGAAGAGGCCAAAUUUGAAAAAGUUUUGGUUACAACAUCUCAUCCAAGUAUUGAAAGUCUGUAUAUAAGUACUACUCAACCGAUCACAGAGCAAACAGAGGGCACAGAACUUGAAACAUUUGAGCUAAAAGCAACAGAUGAAAUCACAAUAAAACCUACCAGUUCUAAAGAAUCUCUUACAGAAACUCCACCUCACAAAAUCACGAUUACUGAAUUGCAACCGAUCGAAGGUUCAGGAACUGAGGAGGACAAAUUUGAAAAAGUUUUGGUUACAACAUCUCAUCCAAGUAUUGAAAGUCUGUAUAUAAGUACUACUCAACCGAUCACAGAGCAAACAGAGGGCACAGAACUUGAAACAUUUGAGCUAAAAGCAACAGAUGAAAUCACAAUAAAACCUACCAGUUCUAAAGAAUCUCUUACAGAAACUCCACCUCACAAAAUCACUAUUACUGAAUUGCAACCGAUCGAAGGCUCAGGAACUGAAGAGGACAUGUUUCAAAAAGUUUUGGUUACCACAUCUCAUCCAAGUGUUGAAACAAUAUCAAAAGAUAUUACAUAUAUAAGCACAAUUCUACCAAUCACAGAGCAAACUGAGGGCACAAAAGCUGAAACAUUUGAACUAAAAGCAUUAGAUGGAAUUACAAUAAAACCUAUCAGUCCUACAGAACCCAUUACAGAACCACCAAAGAAACUCAUUAUUACUGAACUGCAACCUACAGAAGGCUCAGGGAGUGAAGACAGCUUGUUUAUUUCGGUGACAUCACCUCAGCCAAGUAUUGAAACAAAAUCAGAUGAAAGACUCUAUAUAAGCACAAUUCUGCCAAUCACAGAGCAAAUGGAAAAGGUGGAAGAAGAAACAUCAGAAAUAACACAAGCUGAGCUAAAAACAACAGAUGUAAUCCCAAUACAGUCUACAGAAACACAACCACAGACAAUCACCAUUACUGAACCUUUUGAAGGCUCGGGGGAUGAAGAUGACUUGGUUAAAACAUUUUUGCCUACAACAUCUCAGCCAAGUGUUGAAGAAAAAACAGAAGAAAGUAUAUAUGGAAGCACAACUCUACCCUUCACAGACAAAACAGAAGGAGUGGAAGACGAAAAAUCUGAAGUAAAAGCACCAGAUGAGAUCACAAUGCAGUCUAUUAGUACUACAGAACCUCUUACAGAAACGCAACCACAGAAACUCAUUAUUACUGAACUGCCAUCUGUUGAAGGAUCAGGAGUAGUAGAGGACUUAGUUGAAACAUUUUUUUUUACAACACCUAGUCUAAGUGUUGAAACAAAAUCAGAGAUAAGUCUGCAUACAAGCACAAUUAUAGCAAUUACAGAACAAACUAAAAGUGUGGAAGAACAAAAAUCAGAAAUAACACCAGCUGAACUCAAAGCAGAUGAGAUCACAAUUGAGUCUAGCAGUCCUACAAAACCUAUUACAGUAACACAAACAGAGAAAAUAACUAUUUCUGAGCUGAAUCCUAUUGAAGGCUCAGGAACUGAAGAUGAUGUUACAUCAAUUGUUGUUUCAAAGCCUUAUUCAACUAUUGAAACAAAAUCCAGAGAAAGCUUGUAUAUAAGCACAAUUCCACCAAUCACAGAACAAACAGAGGGUACAGAAGUAGAAAUAUUAGAAACAACACAAACUGAUCUGAAAGUAAUAGAUGACGUUACAUUGCAGUCUAUAACUUCUACAGAACCCUACACAGAAAUUAUUUCUUCAGCAGUCACUGCCACUAAACUAUCACCUACUGAAGGUUCAGGAGGUGAUGAUGACGUGAUGGUAGAAACUUUGGUCUCAACAACUGUGUCAAGUAGUGAAACUAAAGUCAAAGAAAGUUUCUAUACAAGCACACUUUUACCAAGUACCCCACAAUCAGAAAGGGUGGAACAAGAAAAAUCUGAAACAACAAAGCCUGAAAUAAAAGGAACAGAAGAAGUUACAGUGCAGUCUAUUAGACCUACAGAGUUCAUCACGGAAACUCAACCACAAAAACUUACUGUCGAUGAACUGGUAACUACAGAAGGCUCAGGAGAAGACUUGCUCACUGAUUUAUUUGUAACAACACUUGCAUCAAGCAUUGUUACAAAGUCAGAAGAGCAAACCAAAACAUUCCUUACAACAGAAUCUCCAAUUGCUAUAGAAGAUUCUACUGAUAUUAUUAAAGGGCAUCCAAGCAGCACAGAAGCCCAAUCAAAGAAACUAAGUAGCACUGAUUUUAUAUCUCCAGAAGAAGGUUCUGGAGAUGAAGACACAAUUUCUACCAGUUCAUCUAUAAAGAUUCCUGUUCCAACAAUCGAUGUGAAAAUUGAAAAACAGCAUGAAACAAUUAGCACAUCCCCUCAAACUGCAGAAAAACCUGAAACUACUACUAGAUUAGAAAGCAUCACACAAAAGCCAUCAACCCUAGAACCUAAGAUAAGAUUCCACACAAUUGCACCGGAAAUAAAACAAGAAGUAACAUCUCACACAGAAGAAUUAUCAAGACAAAAAGUGGUUCCCACUACUACCUUAAGCUUUGAAGAUGAAAAUGAAUAUUUAAUAGGCACAGGUAAAACACCUCAGUUGGAGGUUAUGGAAGAAAGCACUGUCAGUAGUGCAUGGAUUGAGACUGAACCAAAAGAAACCAUAAGUGAAGCCAUUAGUGCUUCAUCUUUAGCAACAGAAUUUAUUUUGGAUUACAAAUCAGGCACAACAAUUAGAGAUGAGCUUACAACAUCAACUGCAGAUCAAGAUACAAGUGAAGAAUUAAAGUUGAAAACUGUUACACCCCAGUAUAUAGAGCAAAUUAUAUUCACAGUAAAUACAUCCAUUUCUGAAGAAGGAUCUGGAGAUGUAUCUUCAACUGUUAAGGCAACACCAUUGUAUAUAUCCACCACACAGCAAACUGAACUAAGUUCCAGUGAACCCUUGAUAAUUAAAACGUUACCCUUUACAUCAAGUGGUAAAGAAAAAGACAUCACUGCACUGGUUCCUAGUACAGAAGAAACACAUAAAAUACCAGAUACUGAAAAGGUAGAUAGUUAUAUUACAACCACAUUCACGGCAGAACUUGAUGGAAAAGAUCUUACCGAUGAGAUAUUUUCCGGUCGUCUUUCUGAAGAAGAGUCCCUUGGUGAGUCUACUGCACCAUCAGAUGAUACAGAAGAUAUAAUUUCUAUAAUAGAAACCCAAACAGUGUCAGUUGUAAGUGAUAUGGUUACUACACAGGAGUCAUCAAAGAUAACAACAAAGGGAACUUCCAGUUCCAGACCUGACAUACCUCUUGUAACCACUAGCUUGAUUAAAGAGGAAUUUUCAACAGUAUUCACUGAAAUAUCCCAAGGUUCAGAAGAGGGGUCUGGUACAGAAAUAAUUUCUAGCACUUUUGAUACUGUGCUACCAGAAAAAGAGUCUGUUUUAAGAGCAACCAGUAUACCAAGUGAAGUAAUCACUGAUGUAGUAAUUACAGAAAGUACAGAAGAUGACUCCAUAAAAAGUCUCCACUUGUCCAGUGCCUCUCCAACUGGGAAAUCUCAGGAUCUCCCAUUUACACUCCAAGUAGACACUAUACCAUUUACCACAAGGUCCCAAUUACAGGAUCUUGAAGUAGAUGGUCUGUUGAUAUCUUCUUCAGCUACUCCCAAAUAUAGCAGUGUGAUAUCAACAGUACUGCCAAUUGACACAGAGGAUAUAUCCAGAGAAACUGAUGUCAUUAGUGAUGUAACUAGCCAGAAACUACAAGAAACCGAUAGUGAAAUUAAACAUUUUACUGUCACAACAGAGAUUUCAAGUAAACUGGCAUUCUCUGAUGAAUUUGAACCAAUUGAUCCAACUGCUAGUAGUGACAUAGUUGAUGAGGAGUCUACCACAUUUGUAACCCAAGAGCCAGAACCAACGUCUCCUGUGACUGUUAUACUUGUUAAUGGUGUAUCUGAUUUAACUGGAGUACUUAUGCCAAGCACUUUGCCUUCUGCUGGAUCAAAAACCGAUCAUGUUGCCUCAGAACAAGAAGUUAGUGCAGAUGACACAGUCACCUACAAGCCAUCGGGCAUAGAUCAUAUUGAUACCUCAGAAUCUCCCUUAGAUUAUACUAUAAAAGAUGUUGACAUUUCAGAGGGAACUUUAAUAAUCACAAAAGAAGAUGAAAAUGUGAAUGACUUAGAUGACCUUAAAAAAGAUUUAUCACCUACUUCUACCUCAGCUUCUUAUGUUGUUUCCAAGAGUGAAAAACCUGAACAUGGAGCAGUCACAGAGGAACAAAGUACCGAGGACGUCAGACAGGAUGAAACUACAGAUAAUCCAUUACUGUUGACUUAUUCCACUUUGGAUGUCAGAUCAAGCACCAAUCCACCUAUUACGUACACAGUGCAAGAACCAGAAGAUAUAGACUCCCAGACUGUUUUAGCAGUAGAGAAAGAGUUAUCAACUGUGUCUACCAAUAUUGCUGAGACCACAGAAGACAGUGCAAUAAUUCCUGAUGCUUCCACAACAGAAGGUCCUGCUGAUGAGGAUAUAACGUCUUUACCUGGCCUUGUUGGAGUGACCAAUGAAAUUGACAUCCACAUUUCAACUAGUAAUAAUGUUGAAGGAACUGAACUUCACAUGACAACUCAAGACCCAUGCAAACUGAAUCCUUGCCAACAGGGUGGCACAUGUUAUCGUCGAGGGGGCUCUUCUUUCGUCUGCACUUGUAUGCCUGGUUACAGUGGAGAACUUUGCGAAAUUGACAUAGAUGAAUGCCAGGCAAAUCUCUGCCGAAAUGGUGCAGCUUGCAUCGAUGGGAUUAACACUUUCACGUGUAUCUGUCUUCCAAGUUAUACCGGAGCACUUUGUGAGCAAGAUACGGAAGUCUGCGAUUAUGGAUGGCACAAGUUUCAAGGUCAUUGCUACAAAUACUUUGCUCAUCGUCGCACCUGGGAUGCAGCUGAGAGAGAAUGCCGUGUUCAGGGAGGACAUUUGACGAGCGUUCUGUCACAAGAAGAGCAGUCAUUUGUCAACCGAUUGGGUCAUGAUUAUCAGUGGAUUGGUCUUAAUGAUAAGAUGUUCGAGAAUGAUUUCCGCUGGUCUGAUGGGAGUACCCUGCAAUAUGAAAACUGGAGGCCAAGCCAACCUGACAGUUUCUUUUCUGCGGGAGAAGAUUGUGUCGUUAUUAUCUGGCAUGAAAACGGGCAAUGGAAUGACGUACCGUGCAAUUAUCACCUUACAUACACCUGCAAGAAGGGAACAGUUGCUUGUGGACAGCCUCCUGUAGUAGAAAAUGCAAAAACAUUUGGAAAGGUUAAGCCACGUUAUGAGAUCAAUUCACUAAUAAGAUACCACUGCAAAGACGGAUUCGUCCAGCGUCACAUGCCAACUAUUCGAUGCCUAGGAGAUGGAAGAUGGGAUCUGCCCAAGGUUACAUGUAUGCAACCGUCCAUGUACCAACGGACUUAUUCUAAGAAAUAUUACUACAAAUUCAUUCCACCUGAGAUGAGGACCUCUCAAAACUCCCCCAAACAUCAACACCGUUGGAGCAGGACUUGGCAAAACUCCCCACGCUGAAUGAGUUUUUAACACCACCAGCGGACACUUUAGCUGCCGAAGUCCUAAAUUACAGUGCCUUUGAAAUAAGAAGUGUUAUCUGUCGGGCCUUGGACAUUUUGGGACAAUGGCAUAAAAAAAAAAAAAAAAAAAUUGAAGAUCAAACAUUUUGAAUUAAAACAUUAGCCAUUCUAGGGAACUAAACCAGAUGUAAGCAUAAAAUAAUUUCCAGCCUACUAGAAAUCUUUCGUUUUUGUAUGUCACCAAUGCAAACCAUUUUAUUGUAUUAAUACAAGCUUACUUUAAUAUUUAAACAGCUUGACAGUAGCACCGAUGACAUUUGUAAAUAAGAUGAUUUAAAUACGUUUUCUAAUCAUGUAUAUAAAAAAAUAAAUAGUGACACUAAAGUCAAGCAUAUUUAAUAAGUGCUAUAUAGUGCAACCGUCAAAUCAUAAAUUUAAAUUGAUGCUCGUUUACCGAGGCUGGAAAUAAUUCGAAGUGUGGAGGAAAAAUUUGUGCCAGAAGAGGAGACGUUUUCACCAUUAAAAAAAAAGAUUGUGCCAUAUAUUGAAAUGUUUUUAUGUUUUAAGAGAAAAAAACCCAAACAAAACAAACUAAGCUUUGAAGGUACAUCAGAAUCUAGCCUCUGUGUUGACUGCAAUAAAGGAGUAAUUUUUCUUGCCAUCAUCCAUGACCACUUUUUAAAAAUGGACUAUUUGGAUGAAUUAUCUUUUAUUCUAUUAGUCAGUAGUUUUGUUUUAUGUUUUAGAAACAUUUUCAGUGGCAGAGGGUUCUGUUCCUGGACUAAAAGAGUUAAACUACUGUACUAACUCAUUAACCCCUUCAGGACCAGAGACAUGUCGGGAAUUUCACGAUUACAAGGGAUGCGCCUAAGCCUGAUCCUGAAGGAGUUAAGGGAGUCAUUUCUAAUGGUCAGUGACGCAAACGCUGACAUCGAUGCACCACAUUUGCGUCACGCCUAUCAUUUACAAAACUGCAUCGCUUUUUUUGAUGCAAGCGUUUAUAUGGAGUCAAGACUGCUGCAUAAGUAGAUGCAACAAAAAAAUUAAAGUAAAAGAAGUGACUCAGUUUUGAAUUUGCAUCAAAUUAUUUGCACCUGAGAAGAUCCCACUUUUAUUAUUUUUUUUGUUUUUGUUUUUCGUUUUGUUAUACCAAUAGGGGACCUUUGUUAAGUGUGUUUGAAAACACUAACAUUGUAUCUGGAGGGUGCAUUUACAAUUGUUUUGUAAAAAAAAAAAAAAAUACAAAAAAAAACAAAAAAACACAGUAAAUAAUUUUGUACAUAUAAUCAUUUCUAGGUCUUUUUUAAUGAAAUAGUAAAUGUUUAUUGAUGAAUGCGGCAGCUGUGAAGCAUACUCAAAUAAUUGUACAAAGCCAUACUGCUUAAAUUUAUGGGAUGUGUUGUCGUCAAAUCAAAAGACGUUUUAUUUUGAUUAUCAAAAUGUCAUCUCUUUUUUUUAUGACCAAACAUCAUAGCUUAUUAAUCUAAAAAUUAGGAUGCAUCCCUACCUAAAAUCAAGAAAUCCAAAUUAAUAAUUUUUUUCUCUCAUCUCAUCUUGUUGGGAUCAAAUAUUUCAUUUCAGAGUAUCAGCGUAUUAAAAGAACAUAUAUUGUUAUAUUAAACCUGCACACUGUAGUAGAUACAAUAUAUAUUUCUGGAAAAAAAAAAAAAUCUCCCUGUUACUUUAAACGUAGGCACGGAAGCAGGACUUGGAAAUGGGACAAAUGGUUUAGCACCUUCUGUUUCUAAAACUCACAGUUAUGUUGUUACUGAAAAUAUUUUCACCUUUUUGCCUAGAAAACUUAAUUUAGCUACAAUGCUGCAUAAUUCGUCAAGCACACUUGAAUAAUCUCAUGUAUUUAUACUCUCUUGUGAAAUAUUUUGUCAUUAUAUUCCUAAAUUUUCUUUUCCCCUCGAAAAAUGUAUCCUAAGAAUAGCACAUUAAUGUAAAAUAACUAAAUAUAUAUUGUUUAAUAUAUUGAUUUCCCUUUUUUUUAUUUUUUUUAUUUUUUUUUAAAAUGUUAGUGCAGUAUGCACCUGGAACUCAGUAGCAAAAAAAAAAAAAAAAGUAAUGAAAACGCUAAACAUGUAUUUAUUGAAAUUAGUCUACUGUAAUAAAAUAUCUGGUAUUUACUAAAGGCACAUAGACAUUCCAUAAAGAAAAACAGUUAUGGCUUCUUAACAAUCCGUCCUACUUACUAAUAGAGUGAUUGAUUCAUUCCGUCAGCUGCUGCAAAUUGCUGAAACUUUUUUGUACUUGACAACAAUGCACCACAGUGUUGACCUGUAUGUUUUUUUUUCUAUUAUUACAAUGCACAUAAUACUUUUUUUCCUGUAUUUAUAUUAUAACGUGUAUAGUAUAUAAUGUGAACCUUUGGAUAUUUGUGAAUGAAAGUCUAAAAUCUUUGUAACUUUUUAUAUUCGCUUCUGUUUCACCAAAGAAACUCUGUUUUGUUUGCUAGUAAAUGGUUUAUAGUGUUUUUAUUUAUUCUAUUUUUUUUUUUUUUUAAUUAUUAUUAUUUUCUAAAUAGAAGAAUGUGUAACUAGGGACAAAAUCAAUAAACACUCAAAUGUUCACAUGUCUCUAGCAGGUUCCCUGAGCCUGUUUAGUUAUCUGAAACCGAAUGAUUGUUAAGCUUCAGAUCUCGGAAAUUGAAACCAUUCUAUGCGUUUAUAUCUCUGUUUCUCUAUUCACAUCAAGGUGUCCCUGAUUGGUUGAAUUGUAGCUAGAAUUUUUGAGGCAGCAAAUUAUAUAACGAUACGAUAUUUAUCUACGUCAAGAUAGUUUGAUCAAUAUUUUGUCUAUGCUAUGGCAAAGCAUUCUUUCAAACGGUUCUAUGCAAUCCUUGUGCCUUUUAGUUUGAAUGCAUGUGACAAGGUGGAUAAAACAGUUGACGUAGGGUCCAUGAAAGCUGCCAAUAUUAAUUCCUUAUGGUAAUUUACUAAACCGGGAUAGGCAACCUUCAACACUCUAGAUGUUGUGGACUCCUAUAAUACUCUUACAGCCACAGUGUUGACAAAGCUUCAGGGGAGAUGUAGUCCACAACAUCUGGAAUGCCGAAGGUUGUCCAACCAUGCACUAAACCUUUAUGUUGGCUUAAAAAGUGACACGUAACAAUUAUCCACCUGCUGCAACUGAAGUUUUUUUCCCCACUAGUCUUUGUUAUACAUUUUUCAAGUUGGUUUUACAUUUACCAUUGCUCACUGUUUUAGUUACCCUGCUUGUAAUUUAUAAGCCUCUUUACAAACUUUUGAUUCUGUCUGGCUUUUGUCAUUGGUAAAAAAAAGAAUAAAACCUAUUAGACCAUUGUA
Pelobates fuscus (common spadefoot toad) is the source of this 15810-nucleotide messenger RNA. RefSeq names its product versican (gene VCAN). Lineage: Eukaryota; Metazoa; Chordata; Amphibia; Anura; Pelobatidae. The coding region runs from base 249 to 12497 and encodes 4082 amino acids. The transcript is spliced from 15 exons. Gene Ontology annotation, cellular component: synapse; perineuronal net. Gene Ontology annotation, molecular function: calcium ion binding; hyaluronic acid binding. Gene Ontology annotation, biological process: skeletal system development; central nervous system development; cell adhesion. The record is from RefSeq and is a predicted model, not a curated record.